AGUUCAAAGAAAGAAAGAAAGCCUUAAAAGCAUGACCGCCACUACCACCACGUCCAUCACAACCGCCCUCCUCCACCUCUCCACACUCCUCCACCUCUCCACCACAGCCUUUUCGAUUGGUGUCAAUUAUGGUACCCUAGCCAACGAUCUGCCAUCACCAUCUCAGGUGGCCAACUUCCUUAAAACACAAACAAUUAUUGAUAGCAUCAAAAUCUUUGACACCAAUCCUGACAUUCUUCGCGGUUUUGCCAACACAAACAUUACCGUGACUGUAACCGUUGGUAAUGGUGAUAUUCCUGCUCUUGUUGAUGCAAAUGCCGCCAGCCGAUGGGUUGCUAACAAUAUCGAGCAAUUUUAUCCACAAACAAGGAUUAAACUCAUCGCUGUUGGCAAUGAAAUCUUGUUUACUGGUAAUAAGGAGUGGAUUUCUCAUCUUGUACCCUGCAUUAAGUCCUUGCACCAGGCUCUUGUUCGUGCUGGGAUCAACGAUGUUAAGGUGUCAACUCCUUACACCCUUGGGAUCUUGCAAAAUUCUGUGCAACCAAGUGCUGCCCGGAUUAAGCCUGCCUAUGGCAAAGUCGUAUUUGCACCCAUGCUCGAAUUUCUACGUCAAACCAAGUCACCCCUUUUGGUUAACCCAUACCCUUAUUUUAGCUACUCUCCGAGCAUGGAAGACUACAUCCUUUUCAAGCCUAACCCUGGUAUCCAUGACGACAACACCAACAUUACCUACACUAACAUGUUCGUUGCAAUGAUGGAUGCAGUUUAUUCGGCAAUAAAAGCAAUGGGUUACGAUGACUUGGACAUUGUUGUGGCCGAGUCCGGUUGGCCCUCACUCGGCGACCCGAACCAGCCCAUGUGUACGGUGGAGAACGCAGUGUUAUAUAAUAAGAACAUGAUUAAGGUUGUUACUUCGGGGGAGGGGACUCCUUUGAUGCCCAAACGGCAGUUCGAGACGUAUGUUUUUGCAUUGUUUAAUGAGAAUCUUAAGCCUGGAACAGCCGCGGAGAGGAAUUGGGGCUUGUUUAGGCCAGAUUUUAGCCCGGUUUAUGAUGUUGGCAUUUUGAGCAAUAUUGGAAAGCCCACUGGUUCAAGCCCAUCGCCUACAAAAAGCCCAUUCAGUGGUCCAAGCACAUCGCCUACAAAACGCCCAGCCACUGGUUCAAGCUCAUCGCCUACAAAAAGCCCAUCCACUGGUUCAAGCCCGUCCACUGACUCGAGCCCAUCACCCACAAUAAGCCCAUCGACUGGCUCAAACCCAGCACCCACAACAAGCAAGACAUGGAGUGAGCCCAAAGCGGACGCCAGUGACAAAGCAUUACAAGCGAACAAAGACUAUGUGUGCAGCCAGGGGGCGCAUUGCAAGCCUAUUCAAACUGGCGGUGCCUGUUUCAAUCCAAACAAUAUCAGAGGUGAUGGUGAUUGCAGAAGGAAGGAACAUCAGCUUCAAAAUAAGAGUAUGCCUACUCUCUCUUUUUUCGGGAAUCGUAGUCGUUGCUUGUUUUGA
Populus nigra (black poplar) is the source of this 1507-nucleotide messenger RNA. RefSeq names its product glucan endo-1,3-beta-glucosidase-like. Gene Ontology annotation, biological process: carbohydrate metabolic process. The transcript is spliced from 4 exons. Bases 32 to 1507 code for a protein of 491 amino acids. Gene Ontology annotation, molecular function: hydrolase activity, hydrolyzing O-glycosyl compounds. The record is from RefSeq and is a predicted model, not a curated record. Lineage: Eukaryota; Viridiplantae; Streptophyta; Magnoliopsida; Malpighiales; Salicaceae. Gene Ontology annotation, cellular component: plasma membrane.